Nicotiana tabacum (common tobacco) is the source of this 4173-nucleotide messenger RNA. NCBI's taxonomy places the organism in Eukaryota, Viridiplantae, Streptophyta, Magnoliopsida, Solanales, Solanaceae. The record is from RefSeq and is a predicted model, not a curated record.
UCUCAUCGAAGAGUCAAAGGAGCAGCUUCGCAACUCAGCUGCAGCCUUUUCAAAAUUUCAACAUUAGGGUUUCAAAAAGAUUUCUUCAUCUUCUUCAGACUAUCAAAUCCCAAAGAAGUUUUGGUUAGCUGUGUUUCAGAUCGGUUUCUGUAAACUUCUGGUAAAGCGUUAACGGAAGAUAAACAUAAAUUUGCGGCGAAGUUUUAUUUAUUUAUUUGAUCUGUUUAUUUUAGCUAUUUUUGGCGUUAAACUGCCUUCUGAUUGUAUUUCGUUGUUUAAAGCUCGUUUUUAGAUCUGGGUUUCUGUUAAUUUAGUGUUUGUUCAAUAAAUUUGAAUUGAGUUUUGUGUCUGGAGUAAAAAUUAGGCCUUUUUAAUCGGAUAAGUGCUUGGUUUUAGAUGUGGGUUUUGAUUGUUUUUAGGAUUUAUUCAGUAAAUUGGAUUUGUUUUUUGUAUGUUGAAGUCGAAAUUAGGGCUUUUAAAUUGGAAUGGUGUUUGAGGUCAAACUAGGACCUUUUCCAAUAGGAUAUGUGCUUGAAUUCACUGUUUUGAGCUGAAUCUUGUCAAAGAUUUUAGCUUUGUUCACUUAAUUGGAAUUGGGUUUUGGUUUUGUUUCUAACUUGGGUUUUUCUUUUAAUUGAUGGAUUGCUUGAGAUCAAUGUUCUGAGCUGAAGUUUGUUUGAGGAUUAUGGUCGUUUAAGUAUUAAUUAUUAAAGUGAAAUUGGAUAUGUUUGAAUUCAAAGUAGCGGUUUUAAAUAGAAGAAGUGCUUCAGCUAAUGUUUCAAGCUGAAAUAUGUUGCGAAGUUGUGAGCUUGUUGGCGAAGGAAAGUGAGAAAUGCUAAUAGAUUGUUGAUUGUAUUUCUUCUGAUCCGAUCAUUACUUAUAGCCACUGGGUUUUAUGUUGAUGACUGUAAUUACACAUGAUAUGAUUGUUAGUGAUUUAUUCUUUUCUGUGAAUGUUGGUUGGUAUGGGUUGUUUCCUGGUGGAUGAAUCUUGUUGGUUUUGAUUAUAUUUACUUUAUCAUCUGCAGAACUGUUGGUAGAUUAGUGAAUUGGUAUAGGAGAUUGGUUUGACAACAGGAACUUGGAAACUUUAGAUAAAGUAAAUUUGUAUACUAAAUGUAUUUGACACGAGUAACAUAACAAGUUUUGUACUUUAUAUUCGGUGUAUUGAGGAAGAAGAGUUUAAGUAGAGUAAUGUGGUCAGUGAGGAUUCAUAUAGCCGAUCCAACUUGUUUGCGACUGAGGUGUAGUAGUUGUUGUUUUGAGGGAAAAGAUAAACCUCUGGCGUGCAAGUAAAUGAUAUACCCAAAUGGAACAGUAUCAAUAUGACAGAUAAAGAUUGAUUUAGAAAUUUUUGUUGAGUUUUGAUGCCUCAGUAUGUUGUUGUAGACUUUCGGCUUUUGCUUAUGGUGAGUCACAUGUGAGGAUGGAUGCUCCCUUCGGUUUGGUCUGAUGCUAGUGAAAACAUGGGAUAGUGUUCUAUUCUGUUUCAACAGAUUAUCUCACCCAAAUGCAUUAUGCCGAGGAGUUUGGUGGAAAAUCAAACUUCUGUGUUGUUGCAAGAUAGAUUGCUGAGGGGAAUUAAUAUCUCCUGAUGGCUCUUGCAAGAUAGAUUGCUGUGAAAGACGUUACCAUUUAUUUUUAUUUUAUGUGCACCCUGAACCAUACAAUGUAAAAUAUUUGGUCAGGAGAGUGAAGAUAUAUCUAUUGGGUGUUACAAUGUUGACGCAUACUGCAGAUGGUUUUUUCCAACGAGCACAAUUUUACUUUGAUUAGAUGCAGCAUGGUUUUUCAUGGCUCUGGAUAAAUUCAGAAGGAGAUGAAUUCAUUUUGCUUAAAGAGCCUUUUCACCUUGACAGUACUGGCUUCCCUUAUGUUCUUUUCAUGGUUUCACCUUGACAGUACUGGCUUCCCUUAUGUUCUUUUCAUGGUUCAUGUUUUGCAAACUUAAUGGCAAUGUGGAACAUUAAUGUCCUGAGAUAUUCAAGGAGUGUUGAAUACUAAAGCUGUGUGGUCCAGCGGUUUUAUGCUGCAAUCCGCUCUUCUUCAAUUUUAUGGAACUUUUCGUAAAUACUUUUUUGGGUAUAUGGUCCAGAGAUGAUCGUAUCAGAUGGUGGAUGCAAGUAGCAUACAUAGAGGAUAAAAUGAGAGUAGAUAGCUUGAAAUGGUUGUUCAUGUCCCCACAAAGACCUCCAAGCAUUGCUUCAUUGGUGCGACACUAUGGUGGUUGAUGUACUAAAAAGGGAUUUUAUAUACCUAAAAUCCCAUGAAGGAUGGUUACACUAACAUUCACUCCGGUAAAUGCACAUUUGGCACAAUACAAGUAAAUGAUGGCAAUACCUAACAGUUCAAAUUUUGCUUUAGGUUUUUUUGUUGUACUUACAUUAGAUAUGGUGCUUACCAGGUAUCUAUUUGCCUGGUUAGAAAUUGUAUCUCAGUAUCGGGGUAACCGUGAGAAACAGAUAUCUUAGGUCUAGAACACUCUAAUUGUUUUAAAAGAAAAAUUGUUUACUAGUAUUGGAAUGGGGCAGACCCUAAUAGAGAGGAGUUGAUACAUAGAAUUCAUGAGUUCCCAUCUAAUUUGGGAUUUGAAGCUAUGCUGAUUGUUGACUGUUAUAUGAUGUCAUUUUUUAAAGUUGGUUUUACUUUUUUAGGGGUAUGUUUUAGUUCUGGCUUAGUUUAUGCUUUUGUCAUACUUUAAUUUUCAGUCACCAACUGUCAUAUGUGUCGUUAAUUCCUGAUGUGUUGGACUCUUUUUUAAUUCUUGGUUUAUAUAAUGACCUUCAAAUACACCCACAAAUUCUAUUAUCCUUUAUCACACUCCAUGAACUUGUAGCUUGCAUACACUUGUUAUUUUUUCUAUAUCGGUAGGAAGAUUUUUCUUGGAUUUUUACUUUCAGCACCUCUUACAUUAUCUUUUGUCCUUUGACAGUUGUUCUAUAUUCAUAUAGAAACUAAACAUGCCUAAAGAGAGAAGAGAUAGAUCUGUUUCUUUUGAUAGGAGUAGAGCUUCUCCUUACCCUUGUAGCUCGAGUCACUCAAAACAACCGUCAUCCAAAAACCCUUUGGAAAACGACGAAAAUGUGAAAGACUGGGAAGAUGCCCGAUGCCCAGUGUGUAUGGAACAUCCUCAUAAUGCUAUUCUCCUUUUGUGCACUUCUCAUGAGAAGGGCUGCCGUCCUUUUAUGUGUGAUACAAGCUAUAGGCAUUCAAAUUGUUUUGACCAGUUCAAAAAGUCAUUUGAAGAAGCUUCAGCAUCAACAACACAGCAAGUGGAGAUCCCAGCUUCAGCUUCUAUCGCGGAAUCUACCACAGUGAUAACAGAAGCUCUGUCUGAUCUGCCAGGUGAAAGAACUGAAGGUGGUUCUAUAUCCCUAGGUGCCUUGUCUUGCGAGAACCAUGAAAUGAAAAAGAUGCAAUGCCCUCUCUGCCGUGGCCAGAUAAAUGAUUGGAUUGUCGUGGACUCUGCCCGUCGUUACAUGAAUGCAAAACUAAGAAGCUGCUCUAGCGAGACAUGCGAAUUCAGUGGCACAUAUACAGAUUUGCGUAAGCACGCUAGGCAGGAGCAUCCACUUGUACGGCCUACAGAAACUGACCCAGAGAGGCAGCGUAAUUGGAGGAGAUUGGAGCGGCAGAGAGAUUUAGGAGAUUUACUCAGUACAUUGCAGUCUUCUGUUGGAGAAGAGGGAAGUGAGAGCACCAGUUUAACCUUCGAUGAGGGUGGUUUGCUGACUGUUUUCCUUUUUGUUCGGAUUCUCCAACCUAGGAGUAAUUCUGGUAGUAGUAGCUGGUCAGGCUCCUCAAGAACUCGGGCUCAAGCAACUGGUAGGAGACGACCUUCGAGAAGACUUUGGGGUGAGACCUAUGAUGGGGAAACUGAAUCUAGAGACGACGACAAUGAACAGUCUGAUGGAGGAUCAGGUCCCUGGAGGCGCCUUGGGAGAUUACGUCGACGACCAACACCAGAGAAUUAGUUGGGCCGCAAACAUGUGUUUGCUUGCUGUUCCUCUUUGUUGCUACUGCUGCGUAGAAAAUGAAGGAGGAAACCUCGUCUUCCGAACUUUGUCGCGCUGAAGGAACAGUUGUUUCUUGGAUUAGAAGGAUUCGGGAGAGAGUCGAAAUGGAAGAAUUCUGUUUGGUUAAUAGUAUACAUCUCUUUCUUGAUGAAUGUCA